This is a messenger RNA of Betta splendens (Siamese fighting fish), 1416 nucleotides long. RefSeq lists its product as uncharacterized. Bases 119 to 778 code for a protein of 219 amino acids. The transcript has 6 exons. The record is from RefSeq and is a predicted model, not a curated record. NCBI's taxonomy places the organism in Eukaryota, Metazoa, Chordata, Actinopteri, Anabantiformes, Osphronemidae.
CACACACACACACACACACACACACACACACACACACACCGGUCUCUGUCAGAUGUGCAGACAGGCAGCAGCACAGACAGGAUGAGUCUCAGAAGACGACCACCUCGUACAUGAUUAGAUGGAAAUGUGGCGGAAACAGCCUACUCUCAUGCUUUUUGCAGCGGCAUUAGCAUCAGCUCAGUAUUCUGUGAUUCUGGAUCAAACACCGAGACAAGAAUAUGUUCCUCUUGGUUCCUCUCUCAUUUUGAGGUGCCGUUUAAUGAUACCUCAGUAUCAGAAGUUACGGGUGACUUUUUACCACUAUUCAAAAAAUAUCUCUGACAAGGUUUACAAUCACUCCUCCAACAUAUCAAUUACUGAGAAAAUAGCAUUUGAGAAGACAUACACUUUAUCAAAUGUUACAUAUGAGGAUGCUGGAUGGUACUGUUGUAAAGUCACAACAGAGAUUCCGUCGUAUAAAGUUGUAGACAGCAGUCGAACGCAAGUAAAUAUCACCACAAAGAACUUAGUGGAAAAUGCAGCGUACCCACCAGUAGUGACUAGUACACAAGCUGAACUACCAAAAGGUGAAGCAGCGUCUGUCCCUUGGUGGAUGUGGAUCAUAGUGGGAGCGUCAGCCUUCGCCCUGCUGCUCUUGCUGGUCAUUUGCAUCUUGCUGAGAAGGAGAUGCCAUAAACGCAGAGCAACUCACUCAUGCAGAUGGAAAGAAGAAGUAGGAAGAAGAAGUGAGAGUAGUAGGUCAACCUGUGGCGACUACUUCACAGGAGCAGCUUCCUAAUCACAAAAGAAAUCAUUCUAAAAAGAUCCAGAUCCCAUCUAUAUAAACACUCGUCCUAUGGUCAACAAGCAGCCUUCGCCCAGACCUGACAACCUGAAGGCUGCCGUCUCCCAGCAGCUCCGGACCCCGAGUCCUGGCAGGAGAUACGAGCAGAGCAACCGCAAGCACCGACGUUAAAACAACGGACUUUUUUUAGUUGUAGCCUAUAAUCAGAAUGCUGUUGAUUUCUUUCUGUACAUUUCGGGACUUUCUUCAUACUGUAAGUGGGACAGCCGCCGUCUUACACCGAUCAGACCCGGGUCAGCAGGGGAGCUGCUUGUUCAGAGCCCUUUGUUCGUGCAGGGUCGUGCUGACCUCUGACCUCUGCCUCAAUCGAUAAUGGCAGGACUUUUUAGGUACCUAAAUUAAAUAAUUUAUUGCUUUUAUUAUUUGCCGCUAGAUGGCGGGCGGCGCAUGCGGUGAUGCACAUUUCACCAUAAAUCACCUUUUCUAUUAUUUUGUGUGUCUCAGCAAAUUAUUGCAUCUGAAUAGAAGUAGCAGUUGUAAAUAAGAGAAUGUAACAAAUUGCUUUUUUAACUAUGUGUUAUGCAGUGAUGGAACUAAAUUGUUGAUAUGAAAUAAAUAAAGGUUAUCUUAAU